GCAUCCAGUUUUGCUGCUCAUCAUCCAUCGUUUUUUCGUUCACAAAAGUCACCAGAAACAGAACACACAAUCGCGAACGGGUUCGUGUGGAAUGUCUGCUUUUUCGUCAUCCGAUCCGAGAGUUAUUAUAGUUUAAUUUUUCGCGUGUUUCAAUCCAUCGUGCGUGUUCUAUUUUGCUGCAGAAACGUUCACAGAUUUGGCCAGCGUCCCGAGGAAUAUCGAUUCGGUGGUUUAGAUAAAUCUGGAGGCCGAAAUUUUGAAUCUUUUUCGGUGGAGUUUGACGGUGAAUCGUCGCUUGUGUGUGACAGAAGGAAAGAAAAUUAUUUUUUUUGCAAAACGCGAUUAUGUGAUUGCUGUCGUUCGCUGCCGUGGUGUUUUAUGUGUGCUAACACUUCGUCAGCGUAUUCUGGGGCAUAAAACAAGUCGGCUGAAUAUAGAACAAGUUGAAGCAAAUCAUUGUGAACCAGUCUAGUGUGGAGCAGUGUCGUGAUUCUUUUUCUCGCUCAGUCGUUCUUUGAUUCUGUCGUCGGGAAAGCAGUCGGGGUAGCAGCCGAAAGUCGAAGAAUAAAGGCCCCACUGUGAAGUGUGAAAAGUGUUGAAAAAUUUACGCCAGGAUCCCACACGGGGAGGCACCAAUAACGUGCGGCGUUAGUGGGAAGCAAGUGGAACGAACCAAGGAGUGUUUGAGUUAGGGGCCUUUGGAUCUGCUGGGUGACACAUUGGCCGUGAGCAGGAGGACCAGCAGGAAAAAAACAAGAAGACCAUACACAAUAAACGGGGGGAAAACAAGAAGAAGAAGCAACAUACGGAACAGUGUCCCCAAAUACCUCGCUUGAGUGUGUGCGUGCGCGACGCAACUGUGUGAGAGGAUUUGUACGCGGCCUCGAAGUGAAAAAUAAUGAGUCGCCAUGAAGGUGUCAGCUGUGAUUCGUGUUUGAAAAGCAACUUUCGUGGACGCCGUUACAAAUGUUUGAUCUGCUACGAUUACGAUCUUUGCGCCAACUGUUAUGAAGAGGGAGCCACCAGCACACGACACUCUGCCGACCACCCGAUGCAGUGUAUCCUGACGAGGACCGACUUUGAACUGUACUAUGGCGGAGAGGUGCUCACGCCAGACCAGCCACAGUCAUUCACCUGCCCGUACUGUAAACGGAUGGGACUGAGUGAUUCCGCGCUACUGGAACAUGUCAGUUCAGAUCACCCCGACACCGGUCUGGAAGUGGUGUGUCCUGUCUGUGCGGCGCUACCUGGGGGUGACCCCAACCUGGUGACAGAUGAUUUUGCCGGACAUCUGAGCCUGGAGCAUCGGAGCGGUUCACGGGAUCUCAUCUCAUUUCUGGAUGAGCCUUCUGCUAUUCGACAUGGAGGCGUACGGAGGAUUCCUCAUUCUGGUCGGGCGCUGGGAGGGCCACGAUCGAGGCGAUCCAAUAUGCACUUCAGCUCAUCGGGCGGUGGUCUCUCCACAUUGUCUCCCUCUGGACGAGAAUCGGUGGAUCCCAUUGCCGAACUCCUGCAGCAGUUGUCCAGUGUUCGUCGCGGAGGUGCCCCGCAGCCAUCACAGCUUCAGCAGCUCCAGAUGCAAAUCCAGCUGGAACGACAGCAAGUAACGGCUGCUCGUCAACAGUUGGAGCGAUUACCACGGCGUCAGCAGCAACCAGUAGUGUCCUCCGCGUCCAAUGCAACCGGUGGCAGUAAUGCGGCUGGAAAUGCCAGCGCAUCGUCGCAGCAGUCCAGUUCUAUUAUCACACUCAAUGCCACAGGCUCCCGCGAUGCACCGAUCGCAUCGUCGUCCUCGCUUCCGAUGGUAUCGUCCGGCAUUGGCACGUGUAACAUCCUGGGUGGUGUGACGGCUGCUGCAGCUGCGGCCGCUGCCCAGCAACAGUCACAGUUCUUGAUGGCACGCUUUAUGGUGCCGACCCUGGACGAUGCCGAACAAGCACAACUGGAACGUGAUAGAGCUGAUAGAUCACAAUUUGUUCAAGCUUUAAUGCUAUCAACCAUAGCCAACAUCCAGUCCUUCAACAAGCCCGUCGAGGAAGACGUGACCGAUGAGUUGAAUUCAUUAAGUUUAGGUGUUGGCAGCAACAACAAUAGUACCGUAAAUAAGAAUGUAAAAAAAUCCAGCGGAAGCGAUGCCGAGGAACAGGAUGGUGCAACAAAUUUCAACAGCAAAGAUGAGGGCAAUUGUGAUAAUCUGAAACAGGUGGAAAGUGACGGCAGCUUGGCGGACGAGCUGCAGAGUUUGCAUGCUCCCCAGGUACUACCACGGGGUGGUUCUGGUCAGCAACAUCAAGGGAAGGGUAAAUCUUCAUCGAAAUCAGGCUCCGGCGGUGGUGGAGGUGGCGGUGGCGGUGGUCUCGACAGACGAUCACGCCAGCAACAACAGGCAGCCAAUGCUGCCAAAGCACGUGAGUUGAAACAGGCCAACUCUUCGGCCAACACGCCGUCAUCGAUGUCGUCAAAACAUGUUCCCGAUUCUAGGUAGUGUUGUAUUGCAAAUAUUAUUUAAAAUCACAGAGGUAAGAAUAUACAAGAUUAUUAUCAUCUAAAUACAGUACGGAUAAUUCACACAGUUUAACCACAAAAAAGGCAACACGAGACUUUAAAGAAAAAAGGCAACAAAAAACAACCACGAAUGAAAGAUCAAACUUUAACUAAAAUAUGAAUAUGAACAGCAGAACAUAAUUGCAAAAAAAUAUAACAUCUUAGGCAUUAUCAUAACUGUGUAAACAGACAAACAAGUAAUUAGAGAACAUUAUACCAGAAAAAAACACUAUUGCAAACAAUAUUUAUGGAUGCAACAAGUCACCAGUACGUUCUAAACUCUACUUAACUCGACCCAGAUCGUAGGCUUUGUCGGUGUGAUUAACAAUUUGAAAACCAAGUGUCAAAGCACUAUCAUUAGUGUCGAUGGCACACGAUGAUGGAUUGAUUGAUGCACGAAAAAUAUUUAAAAAAAAGUCUGUUACUCAGAAGUGAUUACCUACGCGACACAAAAAAAACGAUUAUCGAACACUUUGUAAAAAAGUUGCUUCUUCACUCAACAACACAUGCAACAUAAAAAUACGAAAGUGCUAACCGAAGCAAAAUGGUAGGUACGUACGCCAAUAUUGUCAUCAAUGGUUCAGCACGGUAUUUGCAAACGAACGAUCUGCACGCGGAAGCGGAUAGUCCAACCCAUGUCUUGUGUGAAUCUUCCUCCUCUGUUUGAUCAGCAAAUGACAAAUUCUUUAUUUGAGCAUUUGUUGAAACCGUUUGAAGACGCGUAGCAUACGAGACGAUACUAGAUAUUACCCUUCAAAUGAAGCAAGAAUGUUAUGGCAAAAAAAUGUGCAUCUGAGGGAAAAAAUAAACUGAUAACAUCUAAAAUAAUAUCAGUUUUAUCUUUAGGGAACCCUUCAAUAUUGUUUUAUAUUUUUAUAAAAUUUCGAAUUUUCCCCUAAAAUAAGACUUUGGCCAGAAAAUUGCAAGAAGAGGGGACAAAAGAUGAAAAUAAUAUUUUGUCCGGUCCAAACAGGUCAACAGAUAUGAGGCGAAUGUGAAUCAAUUAAAUGAAUGAAAUAAUGAAAGUUAGGCAACAAGUCAGCCAAGGAUAUACAAAAAUGUUACUUCAUAUAUGAGAGAUAAUGGUUUUAGCGAUUCAUUCUGGGUUGGAAGUUAGGCGGCCAAAAUUACUCUUGAUGCAAAGGCUAACAUUAACAAUAUGGUUCACACAAUAUGGUUCCAUUUUUUUACAUUUUUUUUUCAUCGUAUAAAACGCGGUGAAAACUGAAACGUUUAUUGAUCUAACCAGAUACUGUCUUUCUCUUUUGGCAUUUUUGUGAGCUAAAAUAGUCAAGUCUCUCUCAGAUCUCAAUUUUAUUUGGUGAAAUAAGUUAGAUUACACUACACAAAUAGAAAACAGUCAAUAGCCCAAUUCAUAGAAUACACUAAAAAUGUGAACAUCAAAUAUUGAGGCGAUUCAGUUGAAAACCCCACCUCACAUGGCUUAUGCGUUCGGUUGUUACUGUGUUCUAUACUAGUCUGAAGCUUAAUUGUAUUUCACGAGCAAGUUUAUCGAGCUUUUUUUAUUUUGAACUUAUGAGUUUUAAUUCCCGAACCCGAAAUAAUUCAAAAUAAUUAAACUCAAUUUAAUCUUGAAAUUCACAUUUCAGAAAUAAAAAAAAAAAAAAACUACCCAGUACGGAGAACCGUUUUGCUUUCUAAUAAGACUAAUAAGGUACAUAUAUAUCAAAAAGUAUUCGAUGCCUGUCAAAAGUGAUCCUGCUCGGCAAGCAAACUUAAACAUUAUUGAUCUGUUAAAUUUAAGUUGAUUUACGUGAGAAUCAAAUUUCAAAUCUUCUUCACGCACAAAAACAUCUCAAAACGCAAGAUGCAGGAAUUAGUUUAAACCAACUUUUCAUCUUUGCUGCGCUGCAAGCAGUGUUGAUAAAAAAUGAUUUCGGCAGUAAUUUUUGCCGUGAUUGUCCUUGAGUUUCAUUCGGGUAUCGUAAGAAGACUUCAAAUUACCCGAAGCAUCCAAAGCAAUAUGUAUUUUUCAUUUAUUUUCAUUUAAAUAGUCUACAUCUAAACAGAUAAUACUGAAUUAACAAUUUGACGCCACAAUACACGGUUCGAGGCCACAUCUCUCCAUCUCCAUCUCCAAAGCAAUAGGUAGCCUUGGAAAAAGUUCAAUCUUCGAAUGAACCGAUUUCUGAGUAAAUCUCCAGAUCAGGUUGGUUCCAAAAUACCUAGCUCAAAUAGUUCGAAGACAACAUUUGAAGAGGUGAUAUACACAGGUUUUUAACUACGUUUGUUCUACGUCGGCCUAUCUCCUUGCGAGUGAUAACCGUCAAGUCAACACCAGAAAAACGACUUUCACGCCUGAACGCUACAUAUCGUUACCCUUCGACAAAUUGGCCGGGCCCCUAGAUGUUAUAUCUAAGAAGGCAUAAACAGAUAUUUAUCGUCUUAGAAAAUGCCAACGGCGCCGAUCAGUAAAAGGCAGGCACGCUUAUCACUCAACCAACAUCUAGUGAUACUACAGUAUGUCUAUGUUUAAUGAUGUAUUUAUUAUAUACACCUGAUCUGUUGCCUAAAUUGCAAAAUUUUAUUUAAUCUCACAUAUAAACAGUCAAAGUCAAAGUGAACCUUAUUGAAUAAUACACCAUAUGUGUAGCGACAAGACAAAAUAUGUCCAAAUUAUUCAAACUCAAUCCAACCCAGAAGUUGUAAUAAAAUCGGUUUCUCAGAUCCCUUUUUUUUGGUUUCAAGUUUUUUCUUUUUUGUCUUUUGUUAUUUCCACUGCACACAUACCCCAACACAUUUACGCUUAGAAAUAAUUGACAUUCAUGGCAGAAACGCAAAGAAGUUAAUGUUAGGUAACGAAAAUAUAAAUAUAUGUAUGCUCUUGAAAUCGAUAAAAAAUAUCUCCAUUGUUAUUAGUUUUUAUUUUUGCUUCAUUUUACGUUUUAGUACCUAUGUCUGUUCCUUAGAAAAUUGUCGGCCAAACAAAUAAACACAUUUGUCAACUCUAUCGGCAGCAUCAUUCAGUCACAAGGUGAGAAAUAUACUUGCUUGCCUGGUUAAUAAUUUGUUUGUCGUUUAUUUUAUGACGUAUAAGUGGACUCCAACAAACUACCAACGCUUCGUACUCUAAAUUUUCCUUUUUGAAACUGCAACCAAUUAUAUUUAUUUAUUUGCAUGGGUACCGAACCACAUCAGAACACUAAAUAUGGUGAGUUUCGUAAUCGUAAAACGCUGAAUUAUUAUUAAACAAAAAUAUAGUGCUUGUAUAGAAAUUUGAAUUUUAAUAAAAAUGAUCAAUAAUUACAAACAAAUAAAAUUCAAUGUUAAAAUAAAUAAUAUACUAAAUUGG
This is a messenger RNA of Armigeres subalbatus, 5857 nucleotides long. It is a transcript of the gene Kcmf1, whose product is annotated as E3 ubiquitin-protein ligase KCMF1. Gene Ontology annotation, cellular component: plasma membrane. The coding region runs from base 899 to 2485 and encodes 528 amino acids. Lineage: Eukaryota; Metazoa; Arthropoda; Insecta; Diptera; Culicidae. The transcript has 6 exons. The record is from RefSeq and is a predicted model, not a curated record. Gene Ontology annotation, molecular function: zinc ion binding. Gene Ontology annotation, biological process: synaptic signaling.